Galleria mellonella (greater wax moth) is the source of this 1058-nucleotide messenger RNA. It is a transcript of the gene Rpp30, whose product is annotated as ribonuclease P protein subunit p30. Gene Ontology annotation, molecular function: RNA binding. The coding region runs from base 273 to 1058 and encodes 261 amino acids. The record is from RefSeq and is a predicted model, not a curated record. NCBI's taxonomy places the organism in Eukaryota, Metazoa, Arthropoda, Insecta, Lepidoptera, Pyralidae. Gene Ontology annotation, biological process: tRNA processing. Gene Ontology annotation, cellular component: nucleolar ribonuclease P complex. The transcript has a single exon.
CUGUAACUGUCAGUGUCCUGUGUCACUCCAUCAAUAUAACUAUAUUUGUUAGCGAUAUCUUAGUGCACCGAUCAUUAGUGUUUAUAGGUUAUCCAAAAUUUACUUACUUGAUAUUGCCAUUAGUUUUAUAAACCAAAACAUAAUUAAUUAAACCGUGAACAGUAUUAGUUAAAUAAUACUUCUAUUCGAAUCGACCUUACUCUAAUCGUUUAAUCUAUCCAAAAAAAAUUUGUACGUCGAGGGUUGUGUCAAUACAUGAACAAUUUAUCAUAAUGGCAUGUCAAAAUUGGGGAUUUUGUGAUUUAUCUGUUAACAAAUCUUAUGACCUUACAAAAUUAAGUGUGAUAGAGAAACUGGGAUUUAACACAAUAGCAAUAAAUACACUUGUGGAAGAAACUGGUGAUGAACCCAAGAAAAAGAAAAAAAAAGGGGACAUGAAAGAAAAGAAAGAUUCUAUACCUUCCCCCAUCGAAAUUCCAAAAGAAGUACAAGCUAACACAAAAUUAAACAUUCUUCAAAGAUUAACAAUAGAAUUUUCAGAUUCUAGUAUAGCACACAAAAUGAAUCAAUCUGAAAAUUUAAAAAAAUAUGACAUUAUUGCUGUGAUACCUAAAACAUUACAAGCUUUUCAGUAUGCAUGUGGAACUAUGGAUAUUGAUGUUAUAACUUUCGAACCAGAGUGUAGAAUUCCUUUCAAAAUGAGCCGUAAAUUGUACAGACAGGCUAUAGAAAGAGGCAUUUUCUUUGAACUCAUGUACUCACCAGCAAUCAGGGAUUCAACAUCCAGGAAGAAUAUAAUAAGCACUGCCCAUAUGUAUCAUGCUAUUGGAAAAUCAAAAAACAUAAUUUUAUCUAGUGGUGCUGAACAGCCUAUUCAUAUUCGAGAUGUGCAUGAUGUAAUUAAUCUAGGAUUUAUUUUGGGUCUUAAUAGUAAUGAAAGCCUAGAAGCAGUAAGGAAUAAUGCUAGAAGGUUAAUCCUGAAAUCGAUAGGGAGACAAUGUGGUAAACACUUUAUUAUAAUAACAAAAGAUAGUGACAAUAAAAUAUCUGAAUCAUAA